This is a messenger RNA of Micromonas pusilla CCMP1545, 2142 nucleotides long. RefSeq lists its product as uncharacterized. NCBI's taxonomy places the organism in Eukaryota, Viridiplantae, Chlorophyta, Mamiellophyceae, Mamiellales, Mamiellaceae. The transcript has a single exon. The coding region runs from base 1 to 2142 and encodes 713 amino acids. The record is from RefSeq and is a predicted model, not a curated record.
AUGCCGCGCCUCAUCAGCGCUCGCGCGCUCGUCCUGGCGCUCGCGCUGUGCGCGCUGUGCAGCGCUCCCGGUCUCGCGCGCGCCGACGCCGGUCCCUCCGUCGACUUUUCGCACGUGCGCGACUUUAUUCGCGCGAAGGGCGCGUCCUCCACCGCGUCCGGGGCGGACGGCAGCGUCGGCCUCAUGGACGCGCUGUUCGCUUCCGACGCGCUGGUCGCCGCGCGCGCUGGCGGCCGCGCGCGGGGCGGCGCGGCCGCGAGCGCGGCGAACGCCGCCGGCCGCCGGCGCCUCCUCGGCGGAGCGAACCCCGAGACGGGCGCGGCGGGCGACGAACCCGAGGCGACGAACGCGGACGCGGACGCGGACGCGGACGCGACGGACGCGACGGACACGACGGAGACGUCGCGCAACUUCCUCGCGAACGCGCUGCUGCUCAACCGCCUCCGCGCGUCCCUCGCGCGCGAUGACGACGCCGCCGCCGCGACCGACGGCGGCGGCGACGCGGCGCAGACGGGCGUCGCCGCCGCCGCGCUCGCGGCGGCGCUUCGAAGCUACGCCCCCGCGGCGACGGUGUUCGGCGGCGUCCUUCGCGACAUCGCGGCGCGUCGCGAGACUGCGCUGACGCCGCCGCCGCCGGCGGCGGCGGAUUCGACCGUGACCGCGAGCGACGCGGUUGAUUCGACCGUGACCGCGACCGGCACCGCGUUCGACGCCGCGCGCCGAGCCGCCGCCGCGCGCGCGAUGGAGUUUCUUCUCAACGCGACGGGGGACGGCGCGCUCGCCACCGUCGCCGCCAUGUCCGCGCCAGGGUCCUCCGACGGCAACGGCACGUCCACGGCGACCGCUGCCGAGCUCGCGGCCGCGCUCGACGCGUGGACCGCCGCGCUCGACCUCGGCUCCGUCGACGUCGCGGCCGCGAUCGACGCCGCGAUCGACGCGGGGGUGGAAGGGAUGCGGACGUCCGUCGCCGCCGACGCGGACGCCGCCGCCGCGUACGAAGCCCUGUUCGCGUCGUCGCUCGAGGCCGCGGGAGCGUUCAUUCAGGGGCAGUUCAACGCGUCGUUAUCAUCGAACGCGGAAGGCGGCGGCGGCGGCGGCGGCGGCGAUGGCACGAACUCGAGCGCGCUGACGGGGCAGUCGUUUAACGACCUCCUCGGCGCCGCGAUCGAGAUGGCGCAGCGAAACGCGUUGGAAUUCGUCAACCUCGGCGUGACGCCCGACGGCGACGGCGUCGACGAUUUAUCCCCGGAAAACGCGGUCGCGCUCCUCGAUCGCGUCACGGAAGUCCUCGCGCUCGCGCGCGGGGAGUUUACGAGCGCGCUGGAGGGAUCGAACGCGACGGAUCCCGCGGGUAUCGCCGGGAUCCCGUUCGACGGCGCCGCCGCCGGCGCCGACGGCUACCUCUCCUACGCGGAACUCAUGCGCAUGAUCGGCGACGUCACCGGGCUCCCGGUCACCGAGGACGGCAGCGGCGGCGUCGCGCUCACGGCGACGGACGACACGUCCUGGCUCGAGCAAAACUUCGCGGUGUUCGGGGACGACCCGCUCGGACUGUUCAACUUUUCGUCGCUCGACGACGGCGGCGUCGCCGCGUUGUCCGGCCCGCCGUCGCCGACGGAGACGGAAGACGAAUCGUCCACCGAAGACACCGCGCCCUCGAAGAGCGAGAAGAAGGACCUUUUGGAUAGCGGCAACCUCACGAUGGAGGCGAUCCUCCUGCGCGCGACGAUCGUCCUCGCCGCGUGUGUCGUCCUGUGCGGCUGCUGCGUGCUCUGCAAACGCGCCGCGAGUUGCCGCCGCGACGUCGACGGGAACUCGCGCUCGCGUCGAAUGACGUCCACGAACGACAUGCGCGCCGCGGCGGCCGCGGACGCCGCCGCGAACGGCACGGAGACCGGAGAUGCGAACGCGAAUCGCGUCACGCGGACGGAGACGUCGACGAAGAUCGACCUCUCGGACGCGACCGGCGGCGGCGGCGGCGGCGGCGAGACGCUCGAGUCGUUUCCGCUCGGGAGAGGCCGCGGCGUCACGGCGGACGACACCGGGGAGAUUCGCCUCGCGCUCGGGAAGAUCGAGACGAAGGUGGACGCACUCGGGAAGAAGGCGAGAGACGCGGCGAACGGCGUGGACAACCGCGCGUGA